Molecule: messenger RNA, 4545 nt
Organism: Sporisorium graminicola
Lineage: Eukaryota; Fungi; Basidiomycota; Ustilaginomycetes; Ustilaginales; Ustilaginaceae
Exons: 1
Coding region: 1-4545 (1514 amino acids)
Molecular function (GO): ATP binding; nucleic acid binding
Source: RefSeq, a predicted model, not a curated record
AUGCCGAAACUGAUCCGAAAGGCUCAGCGCAUCCUACACAAGCGCAGUCAAGCUCGACUGAAUGGAGCUUCGAGUCUGGCCGCGCGAUCCAGUCCAAGUGGACCAUGGACAACGGUUCAAGAGCAAGAGCAGAGCAGCUCGGACGGAGAAGGCGAAGAGUCACACCGCGAAUUGCAGCCGGGACCGCUCUUCUUGGGACGCACUUCUCCAACACCUGCUCCGAAUGCGCCACCAGCUGACAAUACUGCACGUGCGCACCCUGUGGAUCCAACCGAACUGCCGUCAGAGACUCGCCGCAAAGCUGCAAGUCGUAAUGUCGCCAAUGCAGUCGAACAAGCGCGUCUGCGCAGCCUCAAUAACAAACAGCCAAUAUCGUCUCUGAAUGUCUCAACCGUCGAGCGAUCGUUCGUGCGGAAGGCGGCUGAGGACGCAGCUCGGCAUGCAACGCCAGAAGAGGAUGACCCAUUGCUUUCUUCUCCUACUCUCGCUUGUCGCUCCCUUGCACCUACUGUGUCGGUCAAGGAAGAACCCGAGAUCAUCGAGAUCAAGUCUGAAGACGACGAGGACGACGAUUUUCAGAUUGUGUCGCCCCCGCCACCAGCACGAGCGUCUCUGGUGCAUGUGACUAGUGGACUUACGCGCACCGCAACCAGACAGGCCUCCACGGAAGCUUCGACUUCUGCCCCUUCACCCUCGAGAGCAGCCACAGAGAUGCCUUCACCUCCCAAAACACCUCCACCCAUCGGAACAAGACGGUCUCGAGCUCGCAACGCUCGCUCCCUCACAGCCAACGCCGCGUCUUCUUCCUCAUCGACGCGCGAUGCUGUCGUUGGCAGGCAGCCCUCGGUCGCCUUGGCCGAAGCAUCUCGUUCUGCUUCCGAGGCUCCCCUCCUCGAAAAACCUGUCCUUGAACGCACGGAUCCGUGGCCCGACCAUUUCCUCCAACUCGAAAAAACCUUUCGCGCCAUCAACACGGUCUAUUCCUUUUGCUCGGCACGCAAACACAUGGCCACCACCUACGAUACAAUCAAGAGCAGUGUCGAAGGUCUCACAAAGCGACCGCUCCAAAUCUUUGACAUUGCCCAGAUCAAGAGCCUGUGCGGCGAGCUCAUCCAUUUCGCCUACGUCGAGCACGACAUGCUCCAGGUGCACAUGGAUAGCAGAGCCAACGCCGAAACCCCCGCCAGCAACACGGUCAACCGACGUCAAAAGUCGAGCGCGCAGUACACAGACGAGCUGUACGAAAAGGCGGCCGAAGCCAUCGCGUCGGGAGAUCCUUAUAUUCCGGACAAUCCCAGCUCGGUGGCGAUUGUCGCCGCCGCGGCGACCGUGGCGUCUGCCAUAACAGUCGAUUCAGCUGGGUUCGCAACGACCGGUGGCGGAUUCCAAGAUGUUGCUGAUGCCGAUGUUCAAGGUGGGUCUCACGGGCCGUUGCUAGCUCCUACCGACCUCGAAGUGCAACAGCUACAGGCCAAAGGAAAGCAGAGGGCCCGGGAAGAAUACGUGCUGUUGUUCGAAUUCAACGAUGGAACCUUGAAAGGCCCCAAGGCGACAGCACGCGGACGCCCAGGUAUGCGCAGGGGGCCGAACCGCAACCCGGCCAACUCGAAAGCGAAACCAAAAUCCAACCCAAAGCUCUACUCGCUUCCCUCAACAGCCUCCAUGAUGAAGCUCAUCAACAAGCGCAACUCGAAAUUUGAGCAGGCCGUUCUCGAGCUUCUCGCGGCUUGUAAGGCUAAGGACGAAGAUCCUGUCCAGCUGCUGAUCGAUGCAGCUCACGACCACGUACCUCUCAACCCCGAGACCGCAUCAAGAACUGAGGGCGACUCACCGCAAAAGAAACGCAUCCGUCUCGAGUUCCUCAUGAAGAACCCGGAGCAUCGUCCCAGCAUCGCUUCCGUCAUCGAGGAAAUGAAGAUUGCUCCGUGGUGGAAGGAUCAGAUCGUGCCUGGCGGGCACAAGGUGUUCGACGAGCGCCCAGCCAAGACAGGUGAACUCAACUAUUUGCUCUCUCAGGCCGUGGUCAAUGCGCUCUACGCCACGCACGGCAUCGAACACUUUUACGCGCACCAGGCAGAGGCACUCAACGCACUGCACGAGCAGAAGAAUGUAAUUGUUUCGACGUCGACGUCGUCUGGCAAGUCGCUCAUUUACCAGCUUCCGGUACUCGGCGCCAUCGAGCAAGACGGCGAUGCUACGGCCAUCUUCAUCUUCCCCACCAAGGCGCUCGCACAGGAUCAGCGACGCUCGCUCCAGGACUUGAUUACCAACUGCGAAGGCGUCGAAGGUGCCAUUGUCGCCACCUACGACGGAGAUACGGACAAGGACUUGCGCAAGGACAUUCGCGAGCGCGCCAGCGUCAUUUUCACCAACCCGGACAUGUUGCAUCAGUCCAUUCUACCGAGUGAAGACCUGUGGAGACGCUUCUUGCGCAAUCUGCGCUAUGUCGUCGUUGAUGAGCUGCACAUCUACAAUGGCCUGUUUGGCGCCCACGUCAGCUUCAUCAUGCGCCGGCUGCGUCGUAUCUGCAGCGCGCUAGGCAACCGCACGGUGCAGUUCGUCAGCUGCAGUGCCACCGUCGCCAACCCAAAGCAGCACAUGCAGACGCUGUUUGGCGUAGAGGAUGUGCACGUCGUCACCGAGGAUGGAUCACCUGCAGGCAGAAAAGAAUGGUUGAUCUGGAAUCCACCGUAUAUCGACGAGUCAGACCCGGCGCAGGGGCGCGUCAGCUCGUAUUCCGAGGUCAGCAAGGUGUUCCGUCAUCUCAUCCAGCGUGGCGUUCGAACCAUCAUCUUUACCAAAGUGCGACGGACGUGCGAGAUCGUGAUGCGACAGGUACGCAACGAUCUGCUGCUCGAAGACCGGCCCGAUGUGGCGAACAAGGUCAUGUCGUACCGAUCCGGCUACUCUCCGCAGGACCGGCGAAAGAUCGAACAAGAUAUGUUUAAAGGGCAACUGCUCGGCAUCGUGGCGACGUCGGCGCUCGAGCUGGGUAUCGACAUUGGCAGUCUGGAUGCCGUCAUCAUGCUUGGCUUCCCGUAUUCCAUCUCGAGUCUGCGGCAGCAGGCGGGAAGAGCAGGUCGACGACAAAAGGAUUCGUUGUCCGUGUUGAUUGGCGAUCCUUGGCCUAUGGAUCAGCACUACAUGCAUUUUCCCGACGAGAUUUUUCUGCAGCCGGAUGCCGCCCUAUCGGUGGAUCUGGGCAACGACUUCAUUCUUGAAUCACACCUGCAGUGUGCUGCCGAAGAGAUGCCCAUCACGUUGGAAGACGACGAGCAGUACUUUGGCCCUCACCUCGCCACGCUAUGCGAGACAAGACUCGAGACGGACGGCAGCGGCUUCUUCUACUGCCGCGAAGAGCUGCGUCCCAACCCGGCUCGCGAUGUGGCGAUCCGAGGAGCACGCCAGGACAGCUACUGCUACAUCGACGACACGCCCGGACGUGCGGGUGGCGCACGCGUGAUGGAAGAGGUGGAAAUCGAACGUGCCAUCUUUGAGGCCUUCGAGGGAGCCGUGUUCAUGCACCAGGGUCUCUCCUACAUCUGUCGCGAGAUCAACCACGAGACGCGCAUCGCUCGCAUGGUGCAGGCCGACGUCAACUACCACACGCGGCCGCGCGAUCACACCAACACGGACGCGAUGGAGACGUACCGCAUCCGACGGCUGCGCGAGUCGCCCUACUUGGCGUACUAUGGCAAAGUUACGAUUGCGAGCUACGUGUGGGGUUACUUCAAGGUGGACCGACGGGCCAACAUUCUGGAUGCGGUGGAGGUGGACUGUCCUCCGUUCAUCCGACACACGCGCGGGCUGUGGAUCGAUGUGCCCACAUGGCUGGUGGAAGCGAUGACGGAGAAGCGCAUCAAUGCGGCGGCGGCGAUCCACGCGGCAGAGCAUGCGCUCUUGUCACUGACACCCAUGUUUGUGGUCUCUGUGGCGGGGGAUGUGCGCACCGAGUGCAAGAUCGCCGAGAAGGAGUACGCUGCCAAGCCGAGUUCUCGCAAACGCCCCGCGCGCUUGAUCUUCUACGAUAUGCCCGGCCAGAAUGGUGGGGUGUGCGCUAAAGCAUUCGAGCACCUCGACGGGCUGAUCCGCAUUGCCAUCAGCGUCAUCGAGGCUUGCCCGUGCACCGAGGGGUGUCCGUCGUGCGUCACGUCGCAAACAUGCGCCCACGCCAACCUGGUCACGUCCAAGGUCGGCGCCCUCGGUGUGUUGAGGGGGAUCGUGGGGCGCGAGCCGUUCGAUCGGGAUCUCGAGGUUCAGAAUGAGCCAGGGAUUGCGCCGUCGCAGUUGGGAGAGAGGGAGUCGGUGCAGGGUACCAUCGCCGAGGCUGUACCGGUGCGUGUGGCCAAGGAGCUGGGAAGCACCGUCGAGGUGGAGGACGUCGAGGAGGUCUUGCCGCCGAGUUUGCAGGCGUUGACGCAGAGAGCUAUGCAGGCGGCGGUGAACAGAGGCGAGAUCUUUGAAGCUGCCGGUCCGAGUGGGUCGAAUGGGACAGGGCCCGGAGGCGGGUUUCUGCCGGGCAAAAGUAUGCUCUUUCAGGAGUGA